UCCAUGUGGGAUGUUAUUGGAAAGAUCUGAAGGGAAUCUUUCUCAGAGUCCUGAGGAAGGAGAGGCCUGUGAGAGUCCGUGUACUACACAAAGGUGGCCGGGAAACCGUCCAGGACAGGGACAGAGUAAAUCCAGUCACAGAAGCAGAAGGUUGAACACAAACACAGAAACUGUUCAAGAGAAAAUCCCCCAUCAACAGUCACCCUUGUCUUAUGGUGACUGUGCGACUCUUAUUAAACGUGAAAGAGCCCACACAGGAGAAAAACCCUUCAAAUGCUCUGAUUGUAGGAAAAGUUUCAGUUGGAGCUCAAGUCUUGUUAGACAUGAGAGAAUCCAUACAGGGGAGAAACUCUUCAGCUGCUCUGACUGUGAGAAAAGCUUCAAGGAGAGGUCAAACCUUGUUAAACAUGAAAGAACCCACACAGGAGAGAAACCCUUCAGCUGCUCUGACUGUGGGAAAAGCUUCAGUGAGAGGUCAGACCUUGUUAAACAUGAAAGAACCCACACAGGAGAGAAACCUUUCAGCUGCUCUGACUGUGAGAAAAGCUUCAAGGAGAGGUCAGACCUUGUUAAACAUGAAAGAACCCACACAGGAGAGAAACCCUUCAGCUGCUCUGAGUGUGGGAAAUGCUUCAGUGUGAGAGUGCAUCUUGUUAAACAUAAGAGAGUCCACACCGGGGAGAAACCCUUCAGCUGCUCUGACUGCAGGAAAAGCUUCAGUCAGAGCUCACAGCUUGUUAUCCAUAGGAGAGUACACACAGGGAAGAAAUCCUUCAGCUGCUCUGAAUGUGGGAAAAGUUUCCGUUGGAGCUCAAAACUUCUUAUCCAUAGGAAUACCCACACAGGAGAGAAACCUUUCAGCUGCUCUGACUGUGGGAAACACUUCAGUCAGAGCUCAAGUCUUGUUAGACAUGAGAGAGUCCAUUCAGGGGAGAGACCCUUCAGCUGCUAUGACUGUGGGAAAAGCUUCAAGGAGAGGUCAGACCUUGUUAAACAUGAAAGAACCCACACAGGAGAGAAACCCUUCAGCUGUUCUGACUGUGGGAAAAGCUUUAGUCGACGCUCAAAUCUUCUUAUCCAUAGAAAAACCCACACAGGGGAAAAACCCUUCAGCUGCUCUAACUGUGGGAAAAGCUUCAGUCGGAGCUCAGGUCUUGUUAGACAUGAAAGAACCCACACGGGGGAGAAACCCUUCAGCUGUUCUGAGUGUGGGAAAUGCUUCAGGCUGGGGUCACACCUUGUUAUCCAUAAGAGAGUCCACACAGGGGAGAAAUCCUUCAUCUGCUCUGACUGUGGGAAAAGCUUCAGUCGGGGUUCAAAUCUUGUUAGACAUCAGAAAGUCCACACAGGGGAGAAACCCAAGAACAGAGGUGAGCAAAAACCUCUCAGCAAACAGAAUCCAAGUUGCCUAGGGUUUUGAUCCUGCCCAGAGGCAGGGCCAGACCCUGCCUCUAAC
Molecule: messenger RNA, 1456 nt
Organism: Pelodiscus sinensis (Chinese soft-shelled turtle)
Lineage: Eukaryota; Metazoa; Chordata; Testudines; Trionychidae
Source: RefSeq, a predicted model, not a curated record